AUCUGUCGACAGCCACAGAGAUUACACCAAAAGGCCUCGGAGCACAUUGGGCUCGCUGUUUGACGUGGAGAGGUGGGAAGACUUUCUGAUCCUGCUGAUAAACUCGCUGAGGCUUUGGGGGAUUCGAGACGGCCCCAUCGGGGAGAAGGGUUCUGUUAG
Xyrichtys novacula (pearly razorfish) is the source of this 159-nucleotide messenger RNA. NCBI's taxonomy places the organism in Eukaryota, Metazoa, Chordata, Actinopteri, Labriformes, Labridae. The record is from the annotation of a GenBank genome assembly.